AUGCUGUGGUGUCUGGCUGUCCUGCAGCUGUUCUUGGCUCCAGCUCUCCUGGUAAGAAGACAUGAUGUACAUCUCAAUAGUAUUGUAUUACAUUGUUAUUGUAUUCAGUGAAUACAAAUUGUUACGAGGGGGAAAAAAGUAUGUGGACACCACUUCAAAUUGGUGGCUAUUUCAACCACACCCGUUGCUGACAGGUGUAUAACAUCGAUCACACAGCCAUGCAAUCUCCAUAGACAAACAUUGACAGUAGAAUGGCCUUACUGAAGAGCUCAGUGACUUUCAACGUGGCACCGUCAUAGGAUGCCACCUUUCCAACAAGUCAGUUCGUCAAAUUUCUGCCCUGCUUAAAAAUCUGCCCUCGGUUGCAACACUCACUACCGAGUUACAAACUGCCUCUGGAAGCAACGUCAGCACAAUAGCUGUUCGUCUGGAGCUUCAUGAAAUGGGUUUCCAUGGCCGAGCAGCCGCACACAAGCCUAAGAUCACCAUGUGCAAUGCCAAGCGUCGGCUGGAGUGUUGUAAAGCUCGCCGCUAUUGGACUCUGGAGCAGUGGAAACGCGUUCUCUGGAGUGAUGAAUCACGCUUCACCAUCUGGCAGUCCUACGGACAAAUCUGGGUUUGGCGGAUGCCAGGAAAAUGCUACCUGCCCCAAUGCAUAGUGCCAACUGUAAAGUUUAGUGGAGGAGGAAUAAUGGUCUGGGGCUGUUUUUCAUGGUCCGGGCUCAGGAAAUCUUAACGCUACAGCAUACAAUUACAUUCUAGACGAUUCUGUGCCUCCAACUUUGUGGCAACAGUUUGGGGAAGGCCCUUUCCUGUUUCAGCAUGACAAUGCCCCCGUGCACAAUGUGAGGUCCAUACAGAAAUGGUUUGUCGAAAUUGAUGUGGAAGAACUUGACUGGCUUGCACAGAGCCCUGACCUCAACCCCAUUGAACACCUUUGGGAUGAAUUGGAACGCCGACUUGCGAGCCAGGCCUAAUCGCCCAACAUCAGUCCCCAACCUCACUAAUGCUCUUGUGGCUGAAUGGAAGCAAGUCCCCACAGCAAUGUUCCAACAUCUAGUGGAAAGCCUUCCCAGAAGAGUGGAGGCUGUUAUAGCAGCAAAGGGGGGGGGACCAACUCCAUAUUAAUGUCCAUGAUUUUGGAAUGAGAUGUUGGACAAGCAGGUGUCCACAUACUUUUGGCCAUGCAGUGAAUGUGUUACAGUACUGUGUUAUAUAGGGGGGGGGAGGGGGGGGGUAUAUGUGGUCUGGAGUCAGAAGCUUUGACCACUACACCAGAGUGCGGCACAUGGCAACCUAGUCCUAUAGAGCCCUGUGGACCCUGGUCUAAAGUAGUGCACUACAUAGGGAAUAGGGUGCUAUUUGGGACGGAGACCAUAAUGUGUUGUUGUAUAUGUCCAGCUGCCCAAUGGGGAAUACUGGGAGGAAUGGAGUCCCUAUGGUGAAUGUAGCCGGAGCUGUGGGAGUGGGGUUACCAUGAGAACCAGGAGAUGUGUUACCCAGAGGUAAGAGAUUCUUUCUUUCUUUCUUUCUUUCUUUCUUUCUUUCUUUCUUUCUUUCUUUCUUUCUUUCUUUCUUUCUUUCUUUCUUUCUUUCUUUCUUUCUUUCUUUCUUUCUUUGUUGGACGUGACAUGACUCUUUCCAACAGAGUGUAGCUGUGUUUUACAAGGUACAUCAUGUUUAGGUUGACACAAAGCCACAGAGUGAGAUUGCCAAUGUUAUAAAGAAACACCAUGGAGUUAUGGAUGUGGUUAUGAUGAUAUCAUGUUAUAAAGAAACACCAUGGAGUUAUGGAUGUGGUUAUGAUUGUACUAUGUCCAGGCAAGAUCACAGGGAGUGGCUCUUUAACUUUGAACGGGAUCUAUCUUUAAGUUGGGUGUUGUCUUCUGCGCUGAUAGCGUGCCGUGAAACCAGCAGAAGAUGAGAAGGGAACUAGUUAACUGUGUGUUCGGUUGGGACAGGGCAAGAAACACGUUAUUGCCAGUUCUGCCAUUUUCACGGAACGGUGGUUGUGAGAGAGAGAGAGAGAGAGAGAGAGAGGAGGAAGAGAGAGAGAGAGAGGACGAGAGAGAGAGGAGUAGGAGGAAAAGAGCGAAGAGGAUAGAGGAGCGAAUAGAGAGCGAGAGAGAGAGAGAGAGCGAGAGGAGAAGAGAGAGAGAGAGAAGAGAGACGAGAUGAGGAGAGAGAGAUAGAGAGAAAAAGGAGAGAGAAGAGAGAGAAGAAAAUAAGAGAUUUUUAAAAAUUAGUGAGAGUGGAGAGAUGAGGUAUAGGGGGAAAGAUAAGCCCGAUGUUCUCUCCCCUUUUCUCCCUUGUCCAUUAUCUCCCGUUUUCCAUAAAUCAUAUAGCUGGAAUCCAGCCUGCAUGUUCCCUCUUUGCACUGGUAUAUUGAUCUUAUUUACUGUUAUGGAAAGAGAGGGGAAUGUGAAGUACAGUAUGUGCUUCCCAAAAAAAGCCUCAGGGGGUCAUUGGGGUCACUACACCUCAAACCCUUCCUGCUUGCUUGUAUAUUUUACAUUUACAUUUUCGUCAUUUAGCAGACGCUCUUAUCCAGAGCGACUUACAAAUUGGUGCAUUCAAACCCUUUUAGCCAGUGGGAAACCACUUUACAAUAUGUAUUUUUUAAAUUUUUUUGGGUGGGGGGAGGGAUUAAAUUUAUCCUAUCCAGGGUUUCCUUAAGAGGACUUCAACUUUAUUCAUCAUAGUCUAUAACCUUUCAGUGUUCCCCAGGAAGACCCUGUUUCCGCUAUUCCAAAACACCCCUCCGGGGGUUACUGCACCUACACCUUCCUGAGGUGCUUGCUUGUAUAUGUGGUCCUCUGUAGCUCAGCUGGUAGAGCACGGCGCUUGGUCCUCUGUAGCUCAGCUGGUAGAGCACGGCGCUUGUAACGCCCAGGGUAGUGGGUUCGAUCCCCGGGAACCACCCAUACACAAAAAAUGUAUGCACGCACGACUGUAAGUCGCUUUGGAUAAAAGCCUCUGCUAAAUGGCAUAUUAUUAUUAUUAUUAUUAUUAUAUGAGGGACUCUAUUCUUCCUCUUGUAGCUGUGAUCAAUGCUGCCCAAAAGAUAAACCAGUGGAUUAUGAUGGGGAUCGCAAAACCGUCGUUAGUCAGCAGCUAUCUCUGUCUGAUUGAGGGUUACGUACCCAAUGGAACCCUAUUCACUACAUACUGUACUACAACCCUAUGGGCCCUGGUCAAAAGUAGUGCGCUACAUAGGGAAUAGGCUGCCAUUUGGGACGUAACCAGAGUGAUGGCAAGGGUGAGUCAGGAUUUAGUGUUGUGUUAAAGGAACAACCUCUAAGCUGAAAGUGCUUUUCCAGGGCUGGGCCUGCGGCCUCUGUGCUGAGGGCUGGUGAUGCGUAGAUCUCAGUGAGUUUAUUCAAACAGAGACAGCUUCCUAGACGCGCCGAAGCACAGCUCACUGAUGUCAUGGUUCAUUUCACAUGUAGGUUCUUGUAUUUUGGAUCAGAAAUUAUUUCUGAGUCAAAUAAAAUAAAAUGAUUGUCAGUUGAAGGGACAUGGAAAUAUCGUAAUAAAUACACUACAUGACCAACAGUAUGUGGACACCUGCUUGUCCAACAUCUCAUUCCAAAAUCAUGGACAUUAAUAUGGAGUUGGUCCCCCCCCUUUGUUGCUAUAACAGCCUCCUCUCUUCUGGGAAGGCUUUCCACUAGAUGUUGGAACAUUGCUGCGGGGACUUGCUUCCAUUCAGCCACAAGAGCAUUAGUGAGGUAGGGCACUGAUGUUGGGCGAUUAGGCCUGGCUCGCAGUCGGCGUUCCAAUUCAUUCCAAAGGUGUUCGAUGGGGUUGAGGUCAGGGCUCUGUGCAGGCCAGUCAAGUUCUUCCACACCGAUCUCGACAAACCAUUUCUGUAUGGACCUCUCUUUGUGCACGGGAGCAUUGUCAUGCUGAAACAGGAAAGGGCCUUCCCCAAGUUGGAAGCACAGAAUCGUCUAGAAUGUCAUUGUAUGCUGUAGCGUUAAGAUUUCCCUUCACUGGAACUAAGGGGCCUAGCCCGAACCAUUAUUCCUCCUCCACCAAACUUUACAGUUGGCAGUAUGCAUUGUGGCAGGUAGCGUUCUCCUGGCAUCCGCCAAACCCAGAUUUUUCCGUCGGACUGCGGAAUGCGUUUCCACUGCUCCAGAGUCCAAUGGCGGCGAGGUUUAUACCACUCCAGCCGACGCUUGGCGUUGUCCAUGGUGAUCUUGAGUGUAGCUGGUUGGCUGUGGAAACCCAUUUCACGAAGCCCCCGACGAACAGUUCUUGUGCUGAGUUUGCAUGGCUGUGUGCUCGAUUUUAUACACCUGUCACACGGGUGUGGCUGAAUAGCCGAAUCCACUAAUUUGAAGGGGUGUUCACAUACUUUUUAUAUAUUAUAGUAGAGAGAGAGAGAGAGAGCGAGAGAGAGACAGGAGAGAGAGAGAGAGAGAAGAUAGAGACAGAGAGAGAUAGAGCGAGAGAGAGAGACACACAGAGAGAUAGACACAGAGAGAGAGACACAGAGAGAGAGAGACCAGAGAGAGAGAGAGAUAGAUAGAGAGAGAGAGAGAGAAGAGAGAGACACAGAAGAGAGACACAGAGAGAGAGAAGAGAGAGAGAGAGAGAGAGAGAGAGGAGAGGAGAGAGAGAGAGAGAGAGAGAGCGAUAGAGAGCGAGAGAGAGAGAGAGAGACAACACAGAGAUAGAGACCAGAUAGAUAGCCAGAGAGAGAGAGGAGAGAGAGACGAGAGAUAUAGAGUGAUGAGAGAGAGAGAUAGAUAGAGGGAGAGAGUCGAAAGAGAAUAGAUAGAUGACACACGAGAUAGAGACCAGAUCGAGACGACACAGAGAGCUAGAGAGAUAGAGGAGAGAGAGAGAGAAGUGACCACAGAGAGAGAGAGCACAGAGGAGAGAGCCACAGAGAGAGAGAGAAGACACGAGACACAGAGAGAGAGAGAGAGAGAUAGUAUAGACACAGCGAGAGAUGGAGAAGAUCUAUUGUGCCUUUAUCUCCAGCCACGCCCUGUCGCCAUGGCUACGGUUAAACACCUUUAUCAUUAAUGCUGCCACGGCUCCACCUACACUGUCAGCCUGCCCUCGGGUGAACUAUGAAUGAGAGGCAAGUAGCUCUGGGAAGCCAGCCCAACCUCAUGGCUACCUGGCUCCUGUCUGGUGUGUUGUGUUGUGUCUCAUCAGGAACAUUAGUCACCAGCCACACCCCUGCUUUCCACUAUUAGACCCCAUCACUCUGUUGACUUCAACUCCACUUUACAAUAAGUCUAAUUGUUGGCUACGUCCCAAAUGACACUAUUUUUUUCCCUUAUGUAGUGCUCUUCUGUAAAGGGCUCUGGUCAAUAGUAGGACACUAUAAAGGGAAUAGGAAGCCAUUUGGGAAACAGCCAUUCCCUUCACAGAUGUUGCCAUGUUGUUCAAACAGAACGGUGUGAAAAGGAGGAGGAGGAGGAGUCUGAGCCUGGAUGAAGUGAAUAACACCGUAGCUUCAGGCGUUUACCCAAUGUACUCAUGGACUCAUUCAAUAAUAACAUUACUUUCCCAUUGCCCUCCCUUAGCUCCAGGCUUUAAAUCAUGGAGAAAUAACACUCCCCUCCCUUACAUGAUCCUGGUUCAGCCUCUUACUCAUGGACUCAUAAAAGGUGGAACAUGUCUGGGAUUGAGCCUUGGGCAUGACAAGCCUGGCCCUGGGAUAAACACUUAGGCCUGUAUCCACAAAGUGUCUUGAGUAGGUGCUGAUCUGUGAUCAGUUUGGCCUUUUAGAUCAUAAUGAAUAAGAUGGUGGCCUCCCGAGAGGAGGAAGAAGAGGAGGAGGGGGGGGGGGGGGGAAGGAAAGAGGAAGGAGGAGGAGGGGGGGGGGGGGGGGGGGGGGGGAGGAGAAGAUGAGGAGGAGGAGAGGGGAGAGGAGGAGGAGGAAGAUGAGGGGGAGGAGGAGGAGGGGGGGGGAGGAGGAAGAUGAGGAGGAGGGGGGGGAGAGGAGGAGGAGGAGGAGGAGGAAGAUGAGGAGGGGGGGGAGAGGAGGAGGAGGAGGAGGAAGAUGAGAGGAAGAGAAGGAGGCUAGUCCUCGAUCUGUACCUAGGAUGAACUUCACCCUGGAGCUCACUGAAUAUAGCCUGGUCCCAGAUCUCACUGAAUAUAGCCUGGUCCCAGAUCUCACUGAAUAUAGCCUGGUCCCAGAUCUCACUGAAUAUAGCCUGGGUCCCAGAGCUCACUGAAUAUAGCCUGGUCCCAGAUCUCACUGAAUAUAGCCUGGUCCCAGAUCUCACUGAAUAUAGCCUGGUCCCAGAUCUCACUGAAUAUAGCCUGGUCCCAGAUCUCACUGAAUAUAGCCUGGGUCCCAGAUCUCACUGAAUAUAGCCUGGGUCCCAGAUCUCACUGAAUAUAGCCUGGUCCCAGAUCUCACUGAAUAUAGCCUGGUCCCAGAUCUCACUGAAUAUAGCCUGGUCCCAGAUCUCACUGAAUAUAGCCUGGUCCCAGAUCUCACUGAAUAUAGCCUGGGUCCCAGAUCUCACUGAAUAUAGCCUGGUCCCAGAUCUCACUGAAUAUAGCCUGGUCCCAGAUCUCACUGAAUAUAGCCUGGGUCCCAGAUCUCACUGAAUAUAGCCUGGUCCCAGAUCUGUUUGUGCUGUCUUGCCAACUCCUAGGUCAUUGUCAUGCCAAACAUGUAGUGGCAAGACAGCACAGAACUGGGACCAGGCUACAUUGAAUGGCUUCUCAUGAAAAAACCUCCCAUCUUUCUGUUUGGGUUAAUCAAUGAAUAACUUCUUUAUUUUCUCUGUUUCUUGGUUGGUAGGACUGAUGGAGGGAACAGCUGUGUGGGACCAGACAAGUCCUACCGCUCAUGUAACAUCCAGGUAAACAACAUUCUUGGUGACGUGCCUAAGUACAUCCCUUAAUGGUGUAAUUCACUAUAACCCACGGGUUCUCAUGAAUUAUUGCUUUAGUAUUUGAUCUUGAUGUCAGGUAAAUUCUGUGAUUCACCCAUAAACCCUCUUCUCACCGUGACUGCAACUACCCCGUCAACUACCGGUGCCCCCCGCCACAUUGACUCUGCACCGGGUACCCCCCCUGUAUAUAUAGCCUCCCUACUGUUAUUUUAUUUUACUUCUGCUCUUUUUUUGUUGUUGUUUUAUUUUUACUUUUUUUGUUAAAAAUAAAUGCACUGUUGGUUAAGGGCUGUAAGUAAGCGUUUCACUGUAAUGUCUGCACCUGUUGUAUUCGGCGCAUGUGGCCAAUAACAUUUGAUUUGAUUUGAUUUGAUUGAUGAUAGCUAUACACCUGUGGAGUUCCUCCUGUCUCUACGUCAUCCUCUCUGAUACAUAGUAAUAUAUCUGAUUUAUGUCUUAAAUCACACAGACCUACUGUUGGUGUAACUCUCUCACAGCUGUGAGAUCAGUUGUUAAUCUUUGGGAAUCAACCAUAUUUUCUAUGUUCAGUUCAUACCAAGACAUUGAUGGGAAAGAACCAACAAAAACAAGGUGUUGUACAAUAGUGCACUGUCUUUCUGCCCAUGCCCUGACCCUAACCCCUGACCUGUGAGCCCCUAAUCCCUGACCCCUAAUCCCUGACCCCAUACCUCUCAUUGCGUAUCACACAGGACUGCCCAGAGGGAUCCAGAGACUUCAGAGAGGAACAGUGUUCUCAGUUUGAUGGAUCUGACUUCCAGGGAAAACGCUACAAGUGGCUUCCAUACUAUGGAGGUGAGUCAAGACAGGAGAGCCUGAAGCAAGGGGCAUUGGGGCAAGUCAUUAGGGGUAUAAGGUUUGGUAAUGACUGUAUACUGUAAUUAGGGGUAUAAGGUUUGGUAAUGACUGUAUACUGUAAUUAGGGGUAUAAGGUUUGGUAAUGACUGUAUACUGUAAUUAGGGGUAUAAGGUUUGGUAAUGACUGUAUACUGUAAUUAAGGGUAUAAGGUUUGGUUAUGACUGUAUACUGUAAUUAGGGGUAUAAGGUUUGGUAAUGACUGUAUACUGUAAUUAGGGGUAUAAGGUUUGGUAAUGACUGUAUACUGUAAUUAGGGAUAUAAGGUUUGGUAAUGACUGUAUACUGUAAUUAGGGGUAUAAGGUUUGGUAAUGACUGUAUACUGUAAUUAGGGGUAUAAGGUUUGGUAAUGACUGUAUACUCUAAUUAGGGGUAUAAGGUUUGGUAAUGACUGUAUACUGUAAUUAGGGGUAUAAGGUUUGGUAAUGACUGUAUACUGUAAUUAGGGGUAUAAGGUUUGGUAAUGACUGUAUACUGUAAUUAGGGGUAUAAGGUUUGGUAAUGACUGUAUACUGUAAUCAGGGGUAUAAGGUUUGUAUGACUGUAUACUGUAAUUAGGGUAUAGGUUUGGUAAUUACUGUAUACUGUAAUUAGGGGUAGAAGGUUUGGUAAUGACUGUAUACUGUAAUCAGGGGUAUAAGGUUUGGUAAUGACUGUAUACUGUAAGUGUGUUGACUUGGAAUACAGUGAACUGAACAACAAUGUUCAGCGGACAUUUACAUUACAUUUACAUUUACGUCAUUUAACAGACGCUCUUAUCCAGAGCGACUUACAAAUUGGUGCAUUCACCUUAUGAUAGCCAGUGGGACAAACACUUUAAAAUUAUUUUUUUUAUAUAUUUUACUUUAUAGUAUAUUUUUAUUUUCAUUUGUUUUUAUAUAUAUAUAUAUAUAUAUAUAUAUAUAUAUAUAUAUUUAUUUUUUGUGGGGGUGGGGGGGUAGAAGGAUGACUUUUAUACUAUCCCAGGUAUUCCUUAAAGAGGUGGGCCAUUUAAAUAUAUUACUGGUAAAGGUAUGACGACUACAGAUGAGAAAAGGUCAAAGAAAUGUGUGUGUCUGUCUCUCACCCUGUGUGUGUCUGUCUCUCACCCUGUGUGUCUGUCUCUCACCCUGUGUGUCUGUCUCUCACACCUUUGUGUCUGUCUCUCACCCUUGUGUGUCUGUCUCUCACCUGUGUGUCUGGUCUCUCACCCUGUGUGUCUGUCUCUCACCUGUGUGUCGUCUGUCUCACCCUGUGUGUGUCUGUCUCUCACCCUGUGUGUCUGUCUCUCACCCUGUGUGUCUGUCUCUCACCCUGUGUGUGUCGGUCUCUCACCCUGUGGUUGUCUUGUCUCUCACCUGUGUGUGUCUGUCUCUCACCCUGUGUGUCUGUCCCUCACCUGUGUGUCUGUCUCUCACCCUGUGUGUAUGUACUCUCACCCUGUGUGUCUGUCUCUCACCCUGUGUGUGUCUGUCUCUCACCCUGUUUGUGUCUGUCUCUCACCCUGUGUGUGUCGUCUCUCACCCUGUUGUGUCUGUCUCUCACCCUGUGUGUCUGUCUCUCACCCUGUGUGUUGUCUUCACACUCUCACCUGUGUUCUGUCCUCCCCUGUGUGCUGUCUCUCACCCUGUGGUGUUGUCUUCUCAAUGUUCUCCUCACUGUUGUGUGUCUGUCUCUCACACCUGUUGUGUGUCUGUCUCCCUCUCACCCUGUGUGUGUCUGUCUCUCACCCUGUGGUGUCUGUCUCUCACCCUGUGUGUGUCUGUCUCUCACCCUGUGUGUCUGUCUCUCACCCUGUGUGUCUGUCUCUCACCCUGUGUGUCUGUCUCUCACCCUGUGUGUCUGUCUCUCACCCUGUGUGUGUCUGUCUCUCACCCUGUGUUGUCUGUCCUCCCCUUGUCUGUCUCUCACCCUGUGUGUGUCUGUCACCUUGGUCUUCUACCCUUUGUGUGUCUGUCUCUCACCCUGUGUUGUCUGUCUCUCACCCUUGUGUGUCUGUCUCUUCCCCCCCUUUGUGUGUUCUGUCUCUCACCUGUGUGUGCUGUCUCCACCCUGUGUGUCUGUCCUCUCACCCUGUGUGUGUCGUCUCAUCCACCUUUGUGUGUUUCUGUCUCUCACCCUGUGUGUCUUGUCUCUCACCCGUGUGUGUCUCCUCAUGGUCUGUCUCUCACCCUGUUGGUCUUCUGCUACACCCUGUGUGUGUCUGUCUCUCCCCUGUGUGUGUCUGUCCUCACCCUGUGUGUUCUGUCUCAUUGUGCUUCUCUCACCCUGUGUGUUCUGUCCUCAUGUGUCUCUUUCAACCCUGUGUCGUCUCACCCUGUGUCUGUCUCUCGCCCGUGUGUGUCUGUCUCUCACCCUGUGUGUGUCUGUCUCUCACCCUGUUGUGUCUGUCUCUCACCCUGUGUGUGUCUGUCUCUCACCCUGUGUGUGUUUCCCCAACCCUGUGUGUCUGUCUCUCACCCUGUGUGUCUUGUCUCUCACCCUGUGUGUGUCUGUCUCUCACCCUGUGUGUCUGUCUCUCCACCCUGUGUGGUCUGUCUCUCACCGUGUGUGUGGUCUGUCUUCUCACCCCUGUGUUGUCUGUCUCUCACCCUGUGUGUGUCUUCUCUCACCCUGUUGUGUCUGUCUCUCACCCUGGUGUCUGUCUGUUCUCUCACCCUGUGUGUCUGUCUCUCACACUGUGUGUUCUGUCCUCCACCCUGUGUGUCUGUCUCUCACCCUGUGUGUCUGUCUCUCACCCUGUGUGGUCUGUCUCUCACCCUGUGUGUUGUCUGUCUCUCACCCUGUGUGUGUCCUGUCUCUCACCCUGUGUGUUCGUGCUCUCACCCCUGUGGUGUGCUGUCUCUCACCCUGUUGUGUCCCUGUCUCUCCACCCCUGUGUGUGGUCUGUCUCUCACCCUGUGUGUCCUGUCUCUCACCCUGUUGUGUCUGUCUCUCACCCUGUGUGUCUGUCUCUCACCCUGUGGUGUCUGUCUCUCACCCUGUGUGUGUCUGUCUCUCACCCUGUGUGUGUCCUGUCUUCCCUCUGUGUGGUCUGUCUCUCACCCUGUUGUGUCUGUCUCUCACCCUGUGUGUCUGUCUCUCUCACCCUGUGUGUGUCUGUCUCUCACCCUGUGUGUCUGUCUCUACCCUGUGUGUCUGUCUCGUCCACCGUGUUGUCUGUCUACUCACCCUGUGUCGUGUCCUAUCUUCUCACUCCUGUGUGUGUCUGUCUCUCACCUGUGUGUCUGUCUCGUCUCACGUGUGUCUGUCUCUGCACCCUGUGUGUCUGUCUCUCACACCUGUGUUUCUUAUGGUUCUGUCUCUCACCCUGUGUGUGUCUGUCUCUUCACCCUGUGUGUGUCUGUCUCUCACCCUGUGUGUCUGUCUUCUCCCCUGUUGUGUCUGUCUCUCUACCCUGUUGGUCUGUCUCUCUCACCUGUGGUGUCUGUCUCUCACCCGUGUGUCGUCUGUCUCUCACACCCUGUGUGGUGUCCUGUCUCUCACCCUGUGUGUGUCUGUCUCUCUCACCUGUGUGUGUCUGUCUCUCCACCCUGUGUGUCUGUCUCUCACCCUGUGUGUUGUCUGUCUCUCACCUGUGUGUCUGUCUUUCUCACCCUGUGUGUGUCUGUCUCUUCACCCUGUGUGUCUUGUCUCUCACCCUGUUGUGUCUGUCUCUCACCCUGUGUGGUGUCUGUCUCUCACCCUGUGUGUCUGUCUCUCACCCUGUUGGUGUCUGUCUCUCACCCUGUGUGUCUGUCUCUCACCCUGUGUGUGUCUGUCUCUCACACCUGUGUCUUCUGUGUCUUUCUCACCCUGUGUGUCCUGUCUCUCACCCUGUGGUGUGUCUGUCUCUCACCUUGUGUCUGUCUCUCACCCUGUGUGUGUCUGUCUCUCACCUGUGUGUGUCUCGUGUCUCACCCGUGUGUCUGUCUCUCACCUGUGUUCGUCUCUCACACCCUGUGUGUGUCUGUCUCUCACCCUGUGUGUCUGUCUCUUCACCCUGUUGUGUCUGUCUCUCCCCUGUGUGGUCUGUCUUACCCUGUGUGUUGUCUGUCCCUCUCACCUCUGUGUGUGUCUGUCUCUCCCGGUGGUGUCUGUCUCUCACCCUGUGGUGUCUUUCUCUUCACCCUGUGUGUGUCUGUUCUCGUGUCUCUCUCACCUGUGUGGUUGUCCUCCCCACCCUGUGUGUUCUUGGGUCUCUCACCCUUGUGUGUGUCUGUCCUUCUCGCACCCUGUGUGUCUGUCUCUCACCAUGUGUGUGCUCCUCACCCUGUGUGUGUCUGUCUCUCACCCUGUGUGUCGCUUCCUUGUCUCCUCCACCCCUGUGUGUGUCUGUCUCUCACACCCUGUGUGUCUGUCUCUCACCCUGUGUGUCUGUCUCUACCCUGUGUGUGUCUGUCCUCUCCCCUGUGGUGUCUGUCUCUCACCCUGGUGUGUCUGCUGUCUCUCACCCUGUGUGUCUGUCUCUCACCCUGUGUGUGUCUGUCUCCCCUGGUGUGUCUUCUCACCCUGUGUGUCUGUCUCUCACCCUGUGUGUCUGUCUCUCACCCUGUGUGUGUCUGUCUCUCACCCUGUGUGUGUCUGUCUCUCACCCUGUGUGUCUGUCUCUCACCCUGUGUGUCUGUCUCUCACCCUGUGUGUGUCUGUCUCUCACUGUGGUGUCUGUCUCUCACCCUGUGUGUCCUGUCUCUCACCCUGUUGUGUCUGUCUCUCACCCUGUGUGUGUCUGUCUCUCACCCUGUGUGUGUCUGUCUCUCACCCUGUGUGUCUGUCUCUCACCCUGUGUGUCUGUCUCUCACCCUGUGUGUGUCUGUCUCUCACCCUGUGUGUCUGUCUCUCACCCUGUGUGUCUGUCUCUCCCCCUGUGUGUGUCUGUCUCUCACCCUGUAUGUGUCUGUCUCUCACCCUGUGUGUCUGUCUCUCACCCUGUGUGUGUCUGUCUCUCACCCUGUUUGUGUCUGUCUCUCACCCUGUGUGUGUCUUUCUCUCACCCUGUGUGUCUGUCUCUCACCCUGUGUGUCUGUCUCUCACCCUGUGUGUGUCUGUCUCUCACCCUGUGUGUCUGUCUCUCACCCUGUGUGUGUUGUCUCUCACCCUGUGUGUGUCUGUCUCCCACCCUGUGUGUGUCUGUCUCUCACCCUGUGUGUCUGUCUCUCACCCUGUGUGUCUGUCUCUCACCCUGUGUGUGUGUCUCUCACCCUGUGUGUCUGUCUCUCACCCUGUUUCUGUCCUCUCCCGCCUGUGUGUGUCUGUCUCUCACCCUGUGUGUGUCUGUCUCUCACCCUGUGUGUGUCUGUCUCUCACCCUGUGUGUCUGUCUCUCACCCUGUGUGUGUCUGUCUCUCACCCUGUGUGUCUGUCUCUCACCCUGUGUGUCUGUCUCUCACCCUGUGUGUGUCUGUCUCUCACCCUGUGUGUGUCUGUCUCUCACCCUGUGUGUGUCUGUCUCUCACCCUGUGUGUGUGUCUCUCACCCUGUGUGUGUGUCUCUCACCCUGUGUGUCUGUCUCUCACCCUGUGUGUGUGUCUCUCACCCUGUGUGUCUGUCUCUCACCCUGUGUUUCUGUCUCUCACCCUGUGUGUGUUGUCUCUCACCCUGUUGGUUUGUCUCUCACCCUGUGUCUGUCUCUCACCCUGUGUGUGUGUCUCUCACCCUGUGUGUCUGUCUCUCACCCUGUGUGUGUCUGUCUCUCACCCUGUGUGUCUGUCUCUCACCCUUUGUGUCUGUCUCUCACCCCCACCAGCGGAUAACCCUUGUGAGCUGAACUGUAUACCCAGAGGAGAGAACUUCUUCUACCGUCACAAGACAGCUGUGGUUGACGGUACACCCUGCCACCCCGGGAGGAAAGAC
Coregonus sp. 'balchen' is the source of this 13563-nucleotide messenger RNA. Lineage: Eukaryota; Metazoa; Chordata; Actinopteri; Salmoniformes; Salmonidae. The record is from the annotation of a GenBank genome assembly.